AUGUUGGAACUUUUCAGGUCAAUUCCAGAAGAGAGUUUGAAUAAAAUAAACACCGAGCUAGAAAAAGACAUAAUGAUAAGAGCAAUCCAUGAUGUGAAAGGAAUAGAUAUGGGCAGUUAUUUGGUCAGAUAUAAAGCAGAAUUAGAUUUUGAUGGAAGAGAAUUGACAAGAGCUUAUUUAGACAAACAGGAAUUGAACGAGUUAUUAGAAGAAAUCAAGAGAAUUGAUAACAUUGACAAGUUAGAAGAAUUCAUGUUGAAACACGGUGAAAAUCUAGUUGAUAUGAUGGGUGGCGAGAUUGACAGAAUAGAAAUGAAGUUAAGAAAAAAUCACCCGGAGAUAAGACAUUGUGAUUUAGAGAUUCUUUAGGCAAUUGACAGUACCUUCUGGAUAAUACACUCACUGGCAAAAAGAACCGGCCAGCAAAAAAUUAAGCCAAAUUGUAUUUCAAUUCUUGACCGAUUCUGGUAAACUUUCGACCAAAUCGUAGAUUCACGUUUUGGAGUGGCAGCCUGAAUUUUGAUUCAUAAAAAAAGCUGAUGGCUUGGUCAAAAUACAGGGAACAACAGAAGUUACAUAUUCACCCUCAACUUUUUAAUGCUCUGUGGCAAAGUUGAGUGGUUUAUCUCAGCUUCAUCAUGUUAAGGAUUGAAGUGUGAUCCCUUCUUAACACAAUGAUUUUUGAUCAACGUCGAUAUCUAACUUUUGAGAUAAGAUACUAGUAGUAUCUAUCUGAUAUCUAGCGAUCUGAUAACGAGUUGAGAGUUAUGCCAUCUGAUACCAACUGAAUAGUAGAUCUCAGACACCUACCUGUGCCACCCCUUAAUCUGAGCCAAAUCCACGGCACAUAAAUGUAUUUGCUGCUGUUAUUCCGGACAUACUUCCGUCAUGUGAUAACGAGUUGGAACAAAAAGCAAAUGAAAGGGGAGAAUGCCACAUUUGCGAAUAUCCAAGCGUGUUGCGAUUCAAACUGAGCUGAGUUGAAGGCAGAGCGUCAGUAUUUCCAUGAAUAUUUCGUCCUUGACGAGAUAUAAUAUCCGAUGGCUCAGUGUUAAACUCAUGUGGUACUCGCACUACAAGCAUUCGAAUCCACAUGUAGAGUUUAACACUGGUCCAUCGGAUAUUAUCAUUCGAGAAUGGCGAAAUAUUCUCGGAAAUAAUGGCGCUCUGCCACUAACUUAGCUCCGUUUAAAUCGCGGCACGUUUGGACAUUCGCAAAGGGGACUGAUUACAGCGAAUAAAUCGCUGUGCCGUGGAUUUGGCUCAGACUGAGAAGUGGCUGAGCUAGGUGUCUGAAAUCUAACAUUCAAUUGGUAUCGGAUGGCAUAAUCUCGUUGUCAAAUCAUGAAAUUAUGUGUAAAUUUCUGCUCAGGAUAGUGAUUGGCACAUAUGUCGUUCGAUACACUACAAUGGUUUCACAUGCCUGUGGAACAUAUAUCAUUUCGUUAUCAAAUAACAGUCGAAAUUUGUAGCAGGCUCUUGGACUAAUAAUUCAGAACCAUUCUCCAACCUCCUGCUUCAUUAUGUUUCGAAAGAGGUGUGAUCUCAAGUGUUUGAAGAAAGUAUGGACAUUUUUUAUUUUCAUUACACAGGAUGUAUCUAAAUAACACCGAAAUAAUUCAAGGGGUGUUUCCUUGUGAUAUUCUAACAAAUAAAGUUUAUAUAACAUUAGUCCUGACUUGCUCCGUUUUUGAGAUACAGGAUGUUGAAGUUGAGAGUAUUAAUUGUUUUCAUUUAUAACCUCCCUGUAUAAGCUUUCAUGGUUCCAAAAUUCAGUAUCGAUGGGGACUGAGGAAGCCCCGAAAUUCCAAAAUGAUUCUAAUUGGAGUUAUUGGGUUAUCUCAAUGGAAGUCUUGAAAACACCUACAUUAAAAUUUGGAGUCAAAUUGAAUUUUUGUUGUUUUCUCAAAAACUAAGCUAAAUACAAAAAUCACACAGAGGGUAAAAAAGGUGUUAUUUCGAUAGUUAAAUCAAAUAUGAAUAUGAAACUCAGAAAAACCGGUGGCGUUCAAUGACGUUCACCAUGAAUAUCGAUAAAUUUGCCCACUGUGACGCCACUGGAAAUAUUAAACCGAACGAAACCACAACGUUUUAUUGAAAUUUAUGAAAAGACAAUUGAGAAAUGAAUAGAAACGAGAUUUUCCAUGGAAAUAUCAAUACCCUGUAUCUCGAAAACGAAGCAAGUUAGGACACAUGUUUAUAUGAACUUUGUUUCCUAAAAUAUCACAAGGAAUCACCCCUUGAAUUUUUCCGGUGUUAUUUAGAUACACCCUGUAUAUUUUGUGAUACCACAAGUGAUACUAUUUUGCCAGAAAUAUUCGGCGAUUGUUACUACAGCUUAUUGCCUAAUAAUUUCGCGAAUGACAUUGUUUUAAAAUCAAAACUUUCGAGACGUUGAUGAGUAGUUUUGGAACAAUGUUAUAAACGAAAUUGAAGCAGCAAGCUGGAGUAUGUCAAUCGACGGAUAUUUUCAGGAAAAAUAGUAUCACUAUUGCAUAUAACAUUAUGGCUUUCAACAUAAUUGACAAUUUGAAUGUCAACAAUUUUAUCGCUGAAAAAACGAGGUUGGUUGGUCACGUGUGGGUCAAUUCGGCUUCUGUAUUGGUUGAUCAUGUCCGAUCAUUUUUAUUAAACAAAACAUAUCGCUGUAAUACAGGAGAAACCGUGAAAAUGGUUGAUUCUGAUUGGUUCUCGAGAACAAGAGUGGAAUAGUCAAUAAUAAUUAAGAACCUAUAGAGCAUAUUCGAGAUGCACUCUAGAGGUUCAUUUGCCGUCGUCCGGCCUUGUCAGAGAUUCUUCAAAAGUUACGAUUCGCCCUUUGAGGAGAAUUUGAGGCAAUUCUCCAAGACUGCUUGAGAAAUUUGGUCAACCCAAUGCCAAGAUGGUUAAAUGCUAUAAUUCAAGUUCGAGGAGGGCAUACAUGAUAUUGAUUACAUUAAAGAGGUCAGAGGUUUGUUUGCUUUCAAUAACUAAGGUAUGUAUUUGGAAUGCUCAAAAAACGGGGGGGGGGGGGUAGAUAUCAAUUUUCAGAUGUUUCUUCGAGUUGUUAUUCGAUAAGUUCAUGUAUGUUCAGCAAAUUCAAAAAAUCCAUACUUUCUUAAAACGAUACCUUCCCUGAAAAAGAAUAUAUUGACGUGAAUAAAUAACAAGUGAUCGCAGCUCAAUCCAAAACACGAUAAAGCUAAGUUCAAUCACUCACCUUUGCCACGGGGCAUUGAGAAGUUGAGCGUGAAAUAUGUAGUAACUUAUGUUUGGCCCUGUAUAAGAAUCAAUCCAUCAGCUUUCUUUGGGAAAUAAUCCAAGUUAACAUUGCGAAACAAAAAUCUACGAUUUGUUAAAUAUCGGACAGGAAUAAAAAAAGUUACAGGGCGAUUAAUUUUGCUUAUUUUGUUUUAUUAUGUAGGUCCCACCGUCUGUUAAUAUUUCUGUCAAUGAUUACUGUAAUCGAGAUUGUUUUUCGCUUAUAUUUCCUUCUCAACUGUUAACGAUAAAAAUAUCAAUGAAUUGAAAUUUGACAG
This is a messenger RNA of Phaedon cochleariae (mustard beetle), 3518 nucleotides long. The record is from the annotation of a GenBank genome assembly. Lineage: Eukaryota; Metazoa; Arthropoda; Insecta; Coleoptera; Chrysomelidae.